Messenger RNA from Ochotona curzoniae (black-lipped pika), 2688 nucleotides. RefSeq names its product desmocollin 1 (gene DSC1). The transcript has 16 exons. The record is from RefSeq and is a predicted model, not a curated record. Gene Ontology annotation, molecular function: calcium ion binding. Lineage: Eukaryota; Metazoa; Chordata; Mammalia; Lagomorpha; Ochotonidae. Bases 1 to 2688 code for a protein of 895 amino acids. Gene Ontology annotation, biological process: homophilic cell-cell adhesion. Gene Ontology annotation, cellular component: plasma membrane; desmosome.
AUGGCUCUGGCCUGUGCCGCCCCAGGGAACACCUUCUGUAAGCAGCUACUUUUUGCUCUGCUGGUUCUGCUAUUAUUUUGCGAUGCUUGUCAGAAAAUUUCUCUUCAGGUUCCUCCUCAUCUUCAGGCUGAAACACUGAUUGGCAAAGUGAAUCUGGAGGAGUGCCUCAAGUCGGCCAGCCUAAUCCUGUCUAGUGACCCUGCCUUUCGAAUUCUAGAAGAUGGCUCCAUUUACGCAACGCAUGACCUCAUUUUGUCUUCUGAAAGGAAGAGCUUUUCCAUUUUUCUCUCAGACUCUGAGAGUCGGGAACAAAAAGAGAUGGAGAUUGAACUGUCAGCCAGAGGGGAAGAGACCGUCAGGAAAAGACAUACUAAAAGCACAGUCCUGAAGCGCACGAAGAGAAGAUGGGCUCCUAUUCCUUGUUCUCUGAUGGAGAACUCACUCGGUCCCUUUCCACAGCAUGUGCAGCAGGUCCAAUCCGAUGCUGCACAGAAUUACACUGUCUUUUAUUCCAUAAGUGGGCAAGGAGUGGACAAAGAACCCUUAAAUUUGUUCUACAUAGAGAAAGAAACUGGAGACAUCUAUUGCACAAGAAGCAUUGACCGUGAGCAAUAUGAUAAAUUUGAGAUCUAUGCCUAUGCAAUAACUCCGGAUAACUACGUACUAGAACAUCCUCUCCACUUGCUUUUCAAAGUAGAAGAUGAUAAUGACAAUGCUCCUUAUUUUGAAAAUGUAAAAUCCAUCUUUAACAUUCCUGAAAACUGCAGAUCUGGAACUUCUGUGGGAAAAGUGACUGCUGUAGACCUUGAUGAACCUGACACUUUGCAUACUCGUCUGAAAUACAAAAUCCUACAACAAAUCCCAGAUAAUCCAAAGCAUUUUGCUAUACAUCCAGAUACAGGUGUCAUCACAACAACUACGCCUUUACUGGAUAGAGAAAAAUGUGAUACUUACCAAUUAAUAGUGGAGGUUCGAGACAUGGGAGGUCAACCUUUUGGUUUAUGUAACACAGGAACAAUUACUAUUUCACUUGAGGAUGAAAAUGACAAUUCACCCUAUUUCACAGAAAAAUCGUAUGUGGCAGAAGUAGAAGAAAACAGAAUCGAUGUUGAGAUUUUACGAAUGUCAGUACAUGAUCUGGAUUUGCCAAACACUCCCGAAUCAAGGGCUGUAUACACAAUUAUUCAGGGGAAUGAAAAUGGGAAUUUCAAAAUCAGCACAGAUCCAAACACAAAUGAAGCAGUGUUAUGUGUUGUCAAGCCAUUGAACUACGAAGUCAAUCGGCAAGUUAUCUUGCAAGUUGGCGUACUUAAUGAAGCACAGUUCUCUAAAACUGCCAACUCACAACCUCCCACAAUGUGCACCACAACUGUCACUGUCAACAUUAAGGACAGUGAUGAAGGUCCUGAAUGCCAGCCACCUGUGAAAGUUGUGCAGAGCAAAGAUGGCCUCCCAGCAGGCACAGAACUGCUUGGAUACAAAGCACUGGACCCAGAAACACGCAGUGGUGAAGGCUUAAGGUAUAUGAAGUUAGUAGAUGAAGAUAAUUGGUUUGAUAUUGAUGAGAACACUGGCAAUUUAAUAACUCAAAAGCAACUAGAUAGAGAAUCGAAAUUUGUAAAAAACGACCAAUAUAAUGUUACCAUAGCUGCAAUGGAUUCAGUUGGCCGUUCCUGCACUGGGACAUUAGUAGUGUUUGUGGCCGAUGUUAAUGAUCACCCACCAGGAAUUGAUACAGAUGUGACUAUUUGUCGACAUGAAAAGGAUUAUGCUGUACUUGAACCUGUAGACCCAGAUGGGCCUGAUAAUGGCCCACCUUUUCAAUUCCUUCUGGAUAAUUCUGCCAACAAACUUUGGACAGUAGAACCAAAAAAUGGUAAACAUUUCUUACUACGUGAACGGCAAACUCUUGAUUAUAACUAUUAUUUUGUACCUAUCCAAAUUCAAGACAGACAUGGUCUUGGUUCAAAACAUGUAUUAUCGGUGAGAAUAUGUGAUUGUACUACUCCAUCUGAAUGUAGAAUGAGUCCUGAACCAAGAGAUGUUAAGCCAAAUGUUGUACUUGGAAAAUGGGCCAUUCUUUCCAUGGCUCUGGGGGCUGCUUUGUUAUUAUGUAUUCUGUUUACAUGUUUCUGUGUCACUGCUAAGAGAACAGCUAAGAAAUGUUUUCCAGAAGAUGUAGCACAGCAAAAUUUAAUUAUAUCAAAUACUGAAGGACCUGGAGAAGAAGUGAUGGACGCCAAUAUUAGGCUCCCCACACAGACAUCCAACAUUUGUGACACAACCAUGUCAGUGGGUACUCUUGGUGGCCAGGGAAUCAAAACACAGCAAAGUUUUGAAAUGAUCAAAGGAGGCUACCCGGUGGAUCUCAGCAGAGGAGGCGGGCAUCAGACCCUGGAGUCCAGCAAGGGAGCAGUGCAAGGCGUCAUGGACACUGGCAGAUACACAUACACUGACUGGCAGAGUUUCACCCAACCUAGGCUUGGCGAAAAGGUGUAUUUGUGUCGACAAGCUGAGGAGCACAAGCAUUCAGAAGACCAUGUGCGUUCGUAUAAUUACGAAGGCAAGGGAUCUAUGGCCGGCUCCGUAGGCUGCUGCAGCGACCGACAGGAAGAAGAAGGGUUAGAGUUUCUGGAUCAUCUGGAACCCAAAUUUAGGACAUUAGCAAAGACGUGUGCAAAGCAAUAA